CCUGGAGGUGAAAGCUGUCGUGAGCUAUGAUUGCACCCCACCCCCGCACUCUACCCUGAGCAACAAAGCAAGAUCCUGUCUCAAAAAAAAAAAAAAAAUUAAAACUUUAGUGUCACAAGUCUGAUUGGAACACAGCUACGCCCAUUUGUUUAUUUAUCGUCUAUGGGUGCUUUGUGCUGCUACAGUACAGAAGCUGCAACAGAGAUGAUAGGGCCUGCAAAGCGUAACAUAUUUAUCAUCUCCUGUAGAGAAAAAGUUCGCUCAACCCUCUACUAGAGCUAAAGAGGAAUCUCAUUUUGUGAUGAAAGAGGCAGGCAACCAAUAGUCAACAGUAAGGAGGAGAGGAAUGUAGCGAUGGGAGAGAGGAAGGGUGACCUUGUUCCAUGGGAGAUGAUCUCUGCCUGUCCAUCAAGGGGAGGGCCUUUUGGCCUAGGGAUCCCAGGGAUACAGUCUGCUCCUUUUUUUAAAAUCCUACCCUCUUUCCCCCAGUUUCUUUUACUCUUCACUCAAAAUUCAGUGGAGCUACCUCAAGAGAUUCAGGUAAGGCUCAGAAGAGCACAGCACACAAACAUGCCGACCCAACCUAACCCUUCCUCCCACAGCCCGGGGCUCUUCCCAGGCCUCUCAGCACAGUUCUCCAGUGCUCACAGGAGAAAUGCUCCGCUCUGGCCACCUUCCAGCCAACUCUGUACCUCCCCUUCAGCUGGCAGAGCUGAUGGCUCCCUGGCAUCUGACUGCCAUAUCUUGUGCAUGCCUUGUUUUGGAUUAAUCUUUUACAUUCCUCCCUCAAAUCCUUUCUUCCUUCAGACUCAGCCCUGAAACACCCUCUUCUAGAGUUUUCCCAGUCUCCUAGGUCAAGGAGCCCAAAAGUCAGAUUGAGGGUUUAUGCUGGCUACUUUGAGGUUAACCCAAACUUUUUCUGUCUCUUGUUGACAGACUUAGACUUAGGUACUUUCCUGAGGCUUUCUACUUCCUUUAGACGGUGUCUCUGCCCUUUAAAGCUGACACCUCUUCAUCACCUACCUGUGGCAAAUAAACCACCUCUACUUGAAACACAUACCUCCCCAAACCAUAAUUUCUACCAUAGCAUGAUUCUCCGUGGUUCAAAGAGAGGAGAGAGCUUCCUGGGUCAGUUUACUCUGGUGGGGAGGAUGCUAACAUGAAGUCUUUAUUUGUAAACCUGGGGACAAGGGGAGAGCAAGGAAUGAGAGAGGGUCUGGCUGGAGAGAAUCUGGAGGGAGGCUCUCCUAGCAUCUUGUUCUCUCUCUAUCCCACCACCCUCCAUGUCCAUCUAGAGCCUCCCACCAGAGCUCUUCUCUUACAGGUUUCCUGGGAGAAGGUGGCUUAAGGCUGAGACACUUAUGCCCUGGGCCAGCCACUGGGUUCCUGUGCUCUGUUUCAUUCCUCGUUACCAGAAGGGUGGAAUCUGGAUGAGUGGAGCCACUUUCAACCCAGAGAAAGCCCGAGUCCCAAAGCAACAGGAAGAUGUGCAGGUGGCCGCGAGGGUGGGGAGAUCCUGCCGCCUCGGGCAACUCUGUCGUCCCCCGCAGGGUCCAGGUGCUCAGAAAACAGCAGCCACUGAGUUCACUGUUUCCGCAGGCCCCGUAUUCCCCGCCGUGCUCAGCUGGGCUUGUGGAGCCGCGAGCGGGGGCGCUCCUGUGGCACCGCCCUUCCCAGGCAGCCCGGCUUCCAGGAGAGACUUGGCCCCAGCCUCCGAACGGCAGAGGUCUGGGAGGGGAUGUGAUGGCAAAGGCCUGCCCCUCUCAGGUCGCCUCUAGCAAGUUCUCCACCUUGGGAGAAGAGAGCGGGAGGAAGAAGGAGGCGGCCAGGCUGAGCCAUCUCUGAGGAAUGUGGCUUUGGCAGGACAUCCAGUGCUGCCCCGCUCCUCCCUCAGCCCCGCCCAGGGAACCGGAGCCGGGCCGGGCUCCUCCUCCUCCAGGGGAAGGGCUCGAGGCAGGAAUCCCUUUCCUUUCCCCACCCCAGGAGAAGUCCCAGAGCGUAGGCAAACGCGUACGGCAGAAAGGGGGACAGAAGGCAGGGCUAGAGAAUGGAAACAGGAAAAAAAGAGCUUCGACAAGCCAAUUGCCCUUCGCUCAGGCCUCAGAGGAAAGGCGCAGAUUCCGGGAGACUUCCCAGAGAGACUCGGCCCAAAAAAAAGCGCACCGCGGCCGCGCAGCCCUUCCCUCAGCUCUGGAGCCCAGCGCCCCACACCACACCUCAACUGGGAGAACUGGUGACCUCUAGUGGCCCAUGACCAGCCUGCAGGGCCUGGGGCUGGCAGGGAUCCUCUGGCCCAAACUCUCCUCCUGGGCUCUAAUGCUGUUCCCCUGUGCACCCUACCUU
Rhinopithecus roxellana (golden snub-nosed monkey) is the source of this 2343-nucleotide messenger RNA. RefSeq lists its product as uncharacterized. The transcript is spliced from 2 exons. The record is from RefSeq and is a predicted model, not a curated record. The coding region runs from base 1362 to 1778 and encodes 138 amino acids. NCBI's taxonomy places the organism in Eukaryota, Metazoa, Chordata, Mammalia, Primates, Cercopithecidae.